AUGGACAUAUUUGAUUCAGCGUUGAAGAAUCCCGAACCUCCCAACAAACACAACGAAUACAGCACCAAUAAUAAUAAUUAUUCCAGUGAAAAUAUCAAUCCUGAUAAUCCUAACAACCCAAAUAUCAAUCCUAACAACAAUACUCUCAAUCCCAACACUUACCAUACUAACCCCAAUAUUAUCAAUACUAACAUAAACCCUAAUAAUCAAAAUUUCAAUACCAACCCUAACAUAAAUAAUCCUAAUAUCGGGCCUAACUCUGAUAUCAACCACAACAUUAACCACAACUACUAUAUGAUGCAAUCACAACUUCCGCGUGCGCUUCCCACAUUGCCUCCACUAACUGGCGGAGCCUAUCCACAGAUGGUGGACCAACUUCCUCUGAUUCAAGACAUAGGUGUGUCCAAAGACGGUACUGGCAACGGUCUGAUCGGUAAGAAGAAACGAAAGAAGAAUUCUCGUAGAAAACACAGAAACUCCCACUUAGGCUGUGGAACUUGCAAAAAGCGUAGAAUCAAGUGUGACGAGACUUUGCCAGCCUGUCUCAACUGCCUCAAGGGAAAACUCCAUUGCGCCUAUUUGAAUCUCGAUUCAACCGGUAGAAAUGCCUUGAGAAUGGCCCAGUAUAACCAGAACUUGCGCCAAGAUAAGCUAGACCAGCCUCUUAAAAAGGACAAAGACUCUCUGCUGGACCAGAAUACUAAUACAAAUUCUCCGUCAGAUAUCCUACUCAAGUCUACCAACAACUCUCCUCCAACUCUCCAAGUUACCACGCACCAGCUUCCGACACAUCCACAACAGCUUCAGCAAGUAUAUUCCACUGGUCCGCUCCAGCAGCUGUACUCCAUUGUUCAACAACUUCCUCCGGGAGCCGCUCCUCCACCUGGAGCUCCACAGACAGCUACUGUAAUACAAUCUCCGUAUGGACCAUUGGUGACAUUACAGCCAAUUCUAGCUAACGGUGGUGUAGUAUAUACAACAGCUCCUCUUGGGGCACAGCCUCAGGCUAUUCCAAUCCAGUUAGUCCAGGCUCCUCCACAACCUCAGCAUCAACCUAUACCGACACAUCUAGUUACUGAACCUGUACCGUCUCAGAUGCCAACUCAAAUGGCUUCUGGGCCUGUCCUGAUUCCCUCUGGAGCUAUGCCUAUGGCCCUGAUUCCCAAUGCCAUGAGUGGUAGAACCUAUGCUGAGGUUCUGCCUCGUGGCAAGGAGGAAAUAGCACUUCCACCUAUUUCUGCUAAGAGUACCAGCUACACUGAUCUCAAGGCAGCCGAGCGAUUGGCUCAGUAUGCGGAUAAGUCGCCUGUUCUAACCAACGACAUGAUCCAGGGCCAUUCGCCCAGUGACCAGCCUACUUCGUCGUUCUCCAAUCUUACUAUCAGUGGUAGGAGAGAUGAGGCUAUCAGACUCCCUUCCAUCAAAUCGUUAACCACUUCCAGUAGCGACAACUCCAACAAUGACGCUACCGAGGAUAAGGUGCCCAGCAUCCUGAAGCUACUCUCGUAG
Molecule: messenger RNA, 1509 nt
Organism: Scheffersomyces stipitis CBS 6054
Lineage: Eukaryota; Fungi; Ascomycota; Pichiomycetes; Serinales; Debaryomycetaceae
Gene: ZCF21
Product: Zcf21p
Exons: 1
Coding region: 1-1509 (502 amino acids)
Biological process (GO): regulation of transcription by RNA polymerase II
Molecular function (GO): zinc ion binding; DNA-binding transcription activator activity, RNA polymerase II-specific
Source: RefSeq, a predicted model, not a curated record